Biomphalaria glabrata is the source of this 2672-nucleotide messenger RNA. Its product is annotated as transducin beta-like protein 3. Lineage: Eukaryota; Metazoa; Mollusca; Gastropoda; Planorbidae. Gene Ontology annotation, molecular function: protein binding; U3 snoRNA binding. Gene Ontology annotation, cellular component: small-subunit processome; nucleolus; 90S preribosome. Gene Ontology annotation, biological process: endonucleolytic cleavage to generate mature 5'-end of SSU-rRNA from (SSU-rRNA, 5.8S rRNA, LSU-rRNA); endonucleolytic cleavage in 5'-ETS of tricistronic rRNA transcript (SSU-rRNA, 5.8S rRNA, LSU-rRNA). The transcript is spliced from 23 exons. The coding region runs from base 211 to 2583 and encodes 790 amino acids. The record is from RefSeq and is a predicted model, not a curated record.
AACGGAAGCGGCAAUGUUUACCUCUGUCAUGCUUUGGUAGUCUAGUAGAUCUAAACUUAUUUAUAAAGCUAGAUCUAGAUCUAAGUCUAGAUCUAGAUCUACAUCUCCUAGAUUAGCAAUACAUCUAAUCUAGUCACUAUCCCUAGAUUUUAUCUCGAUCUAAGAGAGUAUGCUUUGAAUGUUAGGGAUUAUUUUUAUUUGAUCUUCGUCAUGAGUCUUUUGAAAACCAGUCUAGAUGCAGUAGAAAAAUUUUCUGCUUUUUAUACCGGUAGUCAACUUCAGUUAAGUAGUGAUGGUAGCAAGUUGUUCUGUGGCUGCAAGAAAGAAAUAAAAAUUGUCGAUGUGAAGACAGGACGAAUAGUGUCAUCUAUUGGUCAGGAUGAGGAGGAAGAAAUAACCCAGUUUAUUUUGACCAAAGAUGAUGUUCAUUUAAUACUAGCUACACAGAAUCUUUUAUUUAGACAGUGGAACUGGCAAGAUAAAAGUCUGGUUAAAACCUGGCGUUCAGUACACAAUGCACCAGUAACAUCUCUAGCAUUAGAUCCGUCUGUUACUCUACUGGCAUCAGGAAGUGCUGACUUCACUAUUAAAGUUUGGGACAUUGUGAGAGGCUACUUUACACACAAUUUCAAAGGUCACAGCGGGGUCAUUAGGUACCUGACAUUCCACCCUGACUCUGAAAGGCUACAACUGAUUUCUGCCUCUGAAGAUUACACUGUAAGGGUUUGGGAUCUGAAAACAAGCUCAUUGCUUGUCAGCAGCCAGUGUCAUGCUAGUCUUGUAACAUCCAUGGCUUUUGCAGACAAUGGAAACAUUCUUUACAGUGCAGGGAAAGAUAAUGUGGUAUGUGUGUGGAAAACAGACAAGUGGAAAGUUUAUAAAACAAUUCCAGUAUUUGAACCUGUUAUAUCUGUAAUUGUUCCACUUGAUUUCCCAAGUCUGAUUGAUGAUGAUAAUGUUCAGCGAUUUAUUACUGUCAGCUCAACAGGUGAUGUACGAGUAAUUAAUGCUGAAACUGGAAAACGUGAAUACUCAAACAGUUGUCGGCUUAGUGACCCAGAUGUGGAUAGUAAAACUACAGAUUCUUACAUAGUGCAAGCUUUGUACUCAACAGACCUGAAUGGGAUUAUAUUGGCUACUUAUGACGAAAACAUUAUUUUACUUAGCAAGGAUUUCACCAUAGAUAAACAACUGUGUGGUCAUUUGGAUGAAAUCUUGUCACUUCAUUUCCUGGGAGAAAAAGAUAGCCAUGUUGCUGUUGCCACCAACACAGAUCUGCUGAAAGUGUUCAACAGAGAGACCUGGGAGUGUCAGAUGUUGCAGGGUCACUCUGAUAUCAUCACCAGUCUUGAUGUGAAAGAUAACUUCAUUGUUUCUGGCUCAAAGGACUCCUCUAUUCGUGUUUGGCAGUUAUCACCAGAUGUAGGUUUUAUCACAUUGUUAGCUAUGGGUCAGGGUCAUACACAAUCUGUUCAGUGUGUCUGUUUAGCUCGUGCUACUGCCCGCCCUAAGUUCAUCCUGUCUGGUGGUGUUGAUAUGACUCUGAAGGUCUGGACAUUCCCUGCAGAAUCAGAAGUCAUUACUCCUCAAGUAAAGCUCCGUGUAUCCUGCACUGAACAUGCUCAUGACAAAGACAUCAACUGCUUAGCCGUGGCUCCUAAUGACAGAAUUAUUGCAACAGGUUCUCAGGACAAAACAGCAAAGCUGUGGAGUGUUGGUGAUAAUCUACAGUCUUUAUCAUUGCUUGCUGUUCUAAGAGGACAUAAACGAGGGAUCUGGUGUGUGAAGUUUUCACCUGUUGAUCAGAUUGUGUGUACAAGCUCUGGGGAUGGUUAUAUUAAAAUGUGGAAUGUAUUGGAUUACUCAUGUGUGAGGACCCUUGAAGGACAUGACAGUUCUGUUUUAUCUUUUGUGUUCUUAUCACAAGGAAGACAAAUUUUGUCAUGUGGUUCUGAUGGACUAUUGAAAUUGUGGCUGAUUAAAACAAGUGAAUGCAUCAAAACAUUUGAGGGGCAUGAUGCUAAAGUCUGGGCAUUGUCAGCCACAUCAGAAGAAGAUUAUAUUAUGUCUGGAGGUGCAGACUCAACUCUUAUACUUUGGAAGGAUGUUACUGAGCAAGAGGAAUUAGAUAAACAAGAAAAAUUACAUAAACAAAUAAUGCAAGAACAAGUCCUGUCCAACUUGAUAGCAGACAAAAAAUUUGUACGAGCCAUGGGUUUGGCCAUAUCUCUCAAUAAGCCAUACAAGGCACUAAACAUUAUGAAAGAGGUUAUAAAGCAAGAAAAUGGAAUCCAACAGUUAGAGAAACUUGUAUGCAAAUUAAGGAUGGAUCAGAUAGAGUCUGUGCUGAAGUUUGCUAUUGAGUGGAACACCAAUAGUCGGAAUUACUUCCCUGCCCAACAGCUGCUGAACAUCAUACUCAGGAAUUACCUGCCUCAGGAUUUGGCAAAGUUGUCUAGUAUUCAGUCAAUAGUGGAAGGUUUCUCUGUCUACACAGAUCGCCAUCUUCAAAGACUAAAUAACUUAUUGAUAGAUUCACACUUUGCUGAGUACUGUUAUAGUUGUAUGAAAACAUCCAGCUGAAGAAGGGUUACAGAGUUCAAUCAUUUUUUUAAAUCUGUUUGUGACAAAAAAUAAACUUGUGUUAAUAAAAAGAAACAGUAAAAACAAAA